Melanotaenia boesemani (Boeseman's rainbowfish) is the source of this 675-nucleotide messenger RNA. Its product is annotated as claudin-15-like. The record is from RefSeq and is a predicted model, not a curated record. NCBI's taxonomy places the organism in Eukaryota, Metazoa, Chordata, Actinopteri, Atheriniformes, Melanotaeniidae. The coding region runs from base 1 to 675 and encodes 224 amino acids. Gene Ontology annotation, biological process: bicellular tight junction assembly; cell adhesion. The transcript has 5 exons. Gene Ontology annotation, cellular component: plasma membrane; bicellular tight junction. Gene Ontology annotation, molecular function: structural molecule activity.
AUGAAAGCGAUCAUUGAGGUUAUAGCACUUUUUCUGGGUUUUGUAGGUUGGAUUUUGAUUUUUGUAUCACUAGAGAAUCAAUAUUGGAAAGAAUCCAGCGAUGAUGGGAAUGUAAUUCUAACUUCCACAAUCUAUGAAAACCUCUGGAUGUCUUGUGCAAGUGAUUCCACAGGGACAUUUGAUUGUCGUUACUUUCCAUCCCUUUUUGCUCUUCCAGGGUAUAUUCAAGCCUCCCGAGCACUGAUGAUUAUUUCCAUUGUGUUUGGGAGUUUUGGGCUCAUGGCGACUCUUGUUGGGAUGCAGUGCUCUAAAAUAUGCGGAGAAAACUACAGUCUGAAGGGGAAGAUUGCAGCAGUUGGAGGAGUGUUUUUUUUACUUCAAGGGAUUUGCACCAUGAUUACAGUUUCUUGGUAUGCUGCCAACAUCACACGGGAAUUCUUUGACCAGAUUUAUGCAGGAAUAAAGUAUGAGAUUGGGCAAGGCCUGUACAUUGGCUGGUCCUCAGCAGUGCUUGCCAUCUGUGGAGGCUUGUGCCUGUUGUGUGCUUCGAGAUUCAAGUCACCCAAUAAAAAAAUCUCAUAUUCGCACCAGCCCAACUCCAGAGGACAUGAGCUGUCCACUGUGGCAACAUCUCACCCUGCAUCGAGCAAGUAUGAAAAAAAUGCAUAUGUCUGA